AAGAAAUUCACUUUUUUUUUUGUACUCACCUGAAAUGGAUCCCGAAAAAGAAACUGGCCCGACCCGUCGACCGGUAAUGGCAGACUCUGCCAAAGUAAAAAACAAAGUUAAGACUCUUAAGAGGAGCAAAAUCCUAAUUCAUCAUUGUGGAGAAGAAGGGCAGCUGUACGAUGAUCACCGGCGGAGUCGAAGACGAGGAAAAAUGGCUCGCCGCCGGGAUCACCGGCCUUCAACAGAACGCUUUCUACAUGCAUCGCGCUCUCGACUCGAACAAUCUUAAGGAUGCAUUGAAGUAUUCUGCUCAGAUGCUCUCGGAGCUUCGAACUUCUAGACUAUCGCCGCACAAAUACUACGAACUGUAUAUGAGAGCUUUUGAUGAAUUGAGAAAGCUUGAGAUUUUCUUCAGAGAGGAGACGACUAGAGGGUGCUCCAUUGUCGAGUUGUAUGAGCUUGUCCAGCAUGCCGGCAAUAUUUUACCCAGAUUGUACUUACUUUGCACAGUUGGGUCUGUGUACAUCAAAACCAAGGAAGCCCCUGCCAAAGACAUUCUGAAAGAUCUUGUAGAAAUGUGUCGUGGUAUACAACAUCCUUUGCGUGGACUCUUCUUAAGGAGUUACCUUUCUCAAGUGAGUAGGGAUAAAUUGCCUGAUAUUGGAUCUGAGUAUGAAGGGGAUGCAGACACUGUCAUGGACGCUGUAGAGUUUGUUCUUCAAAAUUUCACAGAAAUGAACAAACUUUGGGUUCGCAUGCAACAGCAGGGACCCACCAGGGAAAAGGAGAAGCGAGAAAAGGAAAGAAAUGAGCUUCGUGAUCUUGUUGGCAAGAAUUUGCAUGUUCUCAGUCAAAUUGAGGGUGUUGACCUUGACAUGUAUAAAGAAAUUGUGCUUCCUAGAGUCUUGGAGCAGGUUGUUAAUUGUAAAGAUGAACUUGCCCAGUGCUAUUUGAUGGAUUGCAUAAUUCAAGUAUUUCCCGAUGAGUAUCACUUGCAAACUCUUGAAACAUUAUUGGGUGCUUGCCCCCAGCUUCAGCCAUCAGUUGACAUAAAGACCGUGCUUUCUGGCCUGAUGGAAAGGCUCUCAAAUUAUGCUGCUUCUAGUGCAGAAGUCUUGCCCGAGUUUUUUCGAGUAGAAGCUUUUGCAAAACUCAACGUUGCCAUAGGCAAGGUAAUAGAGGCUCAAGAUGAUAUGCCUGUUGCUGGAGUUGUGACCUUGUAUGCAUCUCUUUUGACAUUCACUCUGCAUGUCCACCCUGACCGCCUUGACUAUGUAGAUCAAAUAUUGGAGGCAUGUGAGAAGAAACUUUCAGGAAAAGGGAAGCUUAAGGACACCAAAGCAACCAAACAGAUUGUCACCCUUCUCAGUGCUCCAUUAGACAAGUAUAAAGAUAUAGAUACUGUACUAAUGCUUUCUAAUUAUCCUUGUGUUAUGGAGUACCUUGAUGAUGCAACAAAGAAAGAGAUGGCUAAUAUUAUAGUUCAAACUAUUAUGAAAAAUAAGACCUGCAUUUCAACUGCUGAGAAGGUUGAAGCACUUUUUGAACUAAUGAAAGGGCUACUAAGAGAUUUAGACGAGACUCUUCCUGAUGAGCUUGACGAGGAAGAUUUUCAAGAGGAACAGAAUUCUGUUGCCAGACUUAUUCAGAUGCUCCACAACAAUGAUCCAGAAAAAAUGUUAGAGAUCAUUUGCACCGUGAAGAAGCAUAUUUUGGCUGGAGGACCAAAAAGAAUUCCAUUCACUGUCCCUCCCCUUGUUUUUAGUGCUCUGAAGUUGGCUCGGCAAGUGCAAAGUCAAGACGAUAAGGAUGGUGCUGAGGAGGUCUCUGCUAAGCCAAAGAAAAUAUUUCAAAUCUUAAAUCAGACAAUUGAAGUUCUGUCAAAUGUCCAUGCAUCUGAAUUAGCACUGAGGUUAUAUUUGCAGUGUGCUGAGGCUGCCGACGACUGUGAUCUAGAACCUGUGGCCUACGAAUUCUUUACCCAAGCCUAUAUAUUAUAUGAAGAAGAAAUUUCGGACUCUAGAGAACAAGUGACUGCUAUUCACUUAAUGAUAGGAACUCUUCAGAGAAUGCAUGUAUUCGGCAUUGAGAACAGGGAUGCAUUAACGCAUAAAGCCAAUGGGUACUCUGCAAAGCUUUUGAAGAAACCGGAUCAGUGCAGAGCUGUCUAUGCUUGCUCACAUCUCUUCUGGGUCGAUGAUCAGGACAACAUCAAGGAUGGGGAGAGGGUCUUGCUUUGCUUGAAGCGUGCCUUGCGGAUUGCAAAUGCUGCUCAGCAAAUGUCGAAUGCAACCCGAGGCAGCAGUGGAUCAGUCACACUGUUCAUUGAAAUUCUGAACAAGUAUCUAUAUUUCUUUGAGAAGGGGGUUUUGGAGGUCACGGUGGCUCUUGUCCAGAGCUUGAUUGAACUGAUCACAAAUGAGAUGCAGAGUGAAAACACAUUAUCAGAUCCUUCUGCAAAUGCUUUCUUUGCAAGCACACUGCGAUAUAUCCAGUUCCAGAAGGAUAAAGGCGGAGCUGUUGGUGAGAAGUACGAGGCAAUCAAAUCGUGAUGAAUGUCCUCUCUGAAUUUUCAUUCUUCAUCCUCCCGAAAAAGAAAACGAAUCAAAGCUCUCACCAUAUACAUCACAGCAGAAAAAGCCAUCUGUCUUUCGAGUUGAGUUGCCGACAGUAGUGUGUCAAGUAUUCCUGAUUUUUUACAUGGUUUUGUGAACUAUACGAAAAUGGGUUUUAGAGAUUGUUUUAGGUUUUCUUUUUGCCAUCCUUUUCUUUGGCCUCUUUUUAUAUUUUGGGUUUAGAGAUUGAACUGGGGAUUUUUGACAUUGUCGUCAACAUACAGAACACUUUUUUUGGUGAUGUAGUAUUAUCGAUUACUGUCAUGAUGUGUACUGUAAAGCAAAUUUUAGAAAAUUUCUCAAUAAAUUGUGUUGAAGAAGAAAUGUUGGAGAAUGAG
Molecule: messenger RNA, 2944 nt
Organism: Cuscuta campestris
Lineage: Eukaryota; Viridiplantae; Streptophyta; Magnoliopsida; Solanales; Convolvulaceae
Source: the annotation of a GenBank genome assembly